GUGUCCUUAUCCCACGUGCCCUCAUGGAGCCUCUGCAACCACUCUUCUCAGGCUGCAGGUGGGGCAACCUGUCUAGUCUGCUCACCUGCCAGUCUCAGGCCUCAACCAGCGCCAGGAGGAACAUAGCAGGCGUCAAAUAGGUGUGCAAAUCCACAUGGUAGGGCAGGGCACUCUGCGUAGGACAACAGUGACAGCAGCUGCAGCUCCAUUAGCAUGUGCUGUCCAAUCCCACCCCAGACUGGGCACUAUGAGGUAUUCCUGGCUCCAUCUGCACCAGGAUUAGGGUAGGGAGUGCGCUGUGCAUUCCCAGACGAGGAGAUAGGGGCAAGAAAAGAUGGGCCGCCAUACAUGGAAAGAGAUGAGAGAGCUUCCCCCAACCUCCACAGCCACUGAACUGCCCUGCCCAUGUGGGUGAGGUCCUGUGAGUCUCCUGGGAUCCACAGAGACCUUGGCAACAACGCAAACCACCAGGGUUUGUCACAGCAACAGCCACCAGGGAGUCUGAGAUUCCUUUUGCUAUGGAGCAUGCAGCGUCCACAGCCCCUAGGCCAGGGGCUCCACAUCAGGCCAUUGAGAAUGUGAGUUUCCCAGGGUGCUGCUGCUCCUGCCAAUGGAGUCAGGGGUCUUCCCUGUCCCCAGAGGCCAAGAGAAGUGCAGGCCCCUGCAUCAUAGGUCUGACCCUGGCCAGGGGAGGGGCCCAAUAGGCUGGUGGAGGGCUUGUGACUCCAUGGGCGUGGGGCCACAGCCCAGCCUGGGACCCACCUGGAGCUCCCCAGGUUGUGCUCCAACCUGAGAACUGGCGGCAAGAAGUUCCUAGGGGCCCCCCAACAUGGACCACCAGCCUUGAGACAGAGCUUCUGUCAGAUCUUGAGCUGAGUGAGGAGCAGCGGCUGCAGAUCUCCAAAGAGCUGGUUGACAUUCAGAUCACAACCCAUCACCUACGAGAACAGCACGAGGCUGAAAUCUUCCAGCUGAAGAGUGAGGUCCUUUGGCUGGAAAACCGGGUGCUAGAGCUGGAGCUGCGUGGAGAUCAUGCCAGCCAGGCGCAUGCACCCCCAGCAGAGGCUGACCUAGGGCACCACCAAGCACCAGCCCAAGAGCUCAAGGGCAAAUCCCAGAGCCCUAGAUGUUCCAACCACCACAGAUUCCAGUUUCAGAGAAACAAGGAGCAGCUGAAGGGAGAAGUGGAUGGGGCGCUGGAGCGUCACAAGGUCUGGCAGCAGGUGCUGGAGUCACGCGUGGCAGCCCUGAGCUGGCAGCUGCAGGAAGCCCAAGAUGAGGCCAGGGCAGCUGGACAGAGACUGGCUGCACAGGCUGUGGUGCUGUCUACCUGCCAGGGCCAGCUUCGCCAAGCUGAGGCUGAGAACUCCCGGCUGCAGCUGCAGCUCAAACAGCUGAACAAGGAGUACACCUUCCGGCUGCAGCACUGUGCUAGAAAGGUGGUGGAGUAUGCCAAUGGUGCAGGCCAGGCGCCUGUACCCACAGCCCUUCGGACAUUCCUGGAGGCCACUCUGGCGGACAUUAGGGCGGCACACCACAGCCGUGAGCAACAGCUGGCCCGGGCUGCUCGCACCUACCGCAAGCAGCUAGCGGAUCUGAACCAUAGGCAAGAGGAACUGCUGGCCUCCCACAGGCGCCUGAAUGCUGCAUCCUGGGCCCAGAUCCACCAGAAACUCCAGAACUUCUCCCUUGGUACUCAGGCAGAGCUGGAGCAGGAGAGGGCACAGCUGUUGGUUCGGGCCACAGUAGCUGAGAAGCAACUUUCUGAGCUACAGGAGUAUGUGGACCAGCAUCUGGGCAGAUACAAACAGGAAAUCCUGAGGCUGAGGAAGCUGGCGGAUACAAGGAACCCCUGGACAGUUGGGGCCAUGCCCCCAGCCAAACCCCAACAUCUAAGGACAUGCAGCCACUAGCUGGUCUUCCAGUGAGCACAGAGCAGACUCCUUUGCAGCCAACAUGGAGCCCUCCCACCCAACCCUCUGCAAAACAAGAGUC
This is a messenger RNA of Nycticebus coucang (slow loris), 1995 nucleotides long. RefSeq names its product coiled-coil domain containing 78 (gene CCDC78). The record is from RefSeq and is a predicted model, not a curated record. NCBI's taxonomy places the organism in Eukaryota, Metazoa, Chordata, Mammalia, Primates, Lorisidae. Gene Ontology annotation, cellular component: cytoplasm.